GAGGGAGGGAGGGUGCUGGAUGCUCUCGUGCAGCUCGGUUCAUUUCUGCACUUUACUGUCCUGCUGCUGCCUGCUACCUCCGAUUACUGAAAAGAGACAGAGACAUCUAGACAGCACUUCUACUGAAAGAGAGAUAGAGAAGGAGAGAGCUAAAGAGAGAAAAAGAGAUAUAGAGAGUGAGGGAUAGAGAGAGAGAGACGGAGAGAGAGAGAUAUAUAUAGAGAGACGGAGAGAGAGAGACGGAGAGAGACAGAGAUAUAUAAAGAGAGAGAGAGAGAGCUAAAGAGAGAAAGAGAGAUAUAUAGAGAGGGGAUAGAGAGAUAGAGAGACGGAGAGAGAGAAGAUGACCAUCAACACGCUGACAAAAGGAGGAGCUCAGAGGGAGCAGAUGUAUUGCCUCAGAAAGAUGGAGAGAGUGAUCGUAGCAAUGCAAGAUCCUGACAUGGGGAUGAAGAUGAGAAACCAGAGACUCCUCAUCACCGUUAUACCACACGCCAUGACCGGUAAUGAUGUCAUUGAAUGGCUGAUUCAGAAAUACAACAUAACAGAGGAAGAGGCUCGCCACCUGGGAGGACUCCUGGUGCAGUAUGGGUACAUCUAUCCUCUGAGGGAGCCGCGCUCUCUACUGCUGAGAUCUGAUGACUCUCCUUACCGCUUCCAGACUCCAUAUUUCUGGACCAGUAGCCGCUGGCCUGCCACAGAGCUGGACUAUGCAAUCUAUCUGGCUAAGAAGAACAUCAGGAAACAGGGGGAGCUGGUGGACUAUGAGAAGGAGAACUACAGCAUCCUGCACAAGAGGAUUAACCACACCUGGGACUUUGUGGUGAUGCAGGCUAGAGAACAGCUCAGGGCCUCUAAGCAGAGAAGGAAGGCUGACCGUAUCGUUCUGGAGUGUCAGGAGCAAGCCUACUGGCUGAUCAACAAACCAUGU
This is a messenger RNA of Oncorhynchus kisutch (coho salmon), 931 nucleotides long. RefSeq names its product regulator of G-protein signaling 11-like. Gene Ontology annotation, cellular component: plasma membrane; cytoplasm; neuron projection. NCBI's taxonomy places the organism in Eukaryota, Metazoa, Chordata, Actinopteri, Salmoniformes, Salmonidae. Gene Ontology annotation, molecular function: GTPase activator activity. Gene Ontology annotation, biological process: positive regulation of GTPase activity; intracellular signal transduction; regulation of G protein-coupled receptor signaling pathway. The record is from RefSeq and is a predicted model, not a curated record. The annotation marks the transcript as partial. The transcript is spliced from 8 exons.